UCUUUGUCCCUCCUCCAGUCCUCAUCCGAGCAGCUCUCUCCAUCUAGCCGCGCAUCCAGCUCCAGAGCCGCGCCAGGAUGAUCCGCCGCCUCACCGACAACCUUCACUUCACUUUCACUCCUCUCCUUUAACAGAGCCCCUUCCUUCACCCAUGCGCUGCCUCCCUCCUGAGAUGCGACACCGCUGCCUCAUUUCCCGGACAAUACCUUCAUCUUGCGUCUCUCCUCGCUGAUAGAGAGCAUGCCCGACGCGGGGACGGGAGGCGCUGCGGCCGCCGGGGGUGCGACCACCUCCGGCGACGGCUCCGAGAGCUCCCGCCACCGACACCGAGCGCAGCAGGGGGACUCGGAGAGGCCGGAGCCGGGUUCUGCCCCGCAACAGAGCUCCUCGGGAGUCCUGGAUAAGUUGUUUGGGAAGCGUCUGCUGCAGGCUGGGAGACACAUCCUGUCUCAUAAGUCUUGGAUGAAAACGGUGCCCACGGAGAACUGUGAUGUCCUCAUGACAUUUGCAGACACUAUAGAUGACCACACGUUGCUAUGGCUACUGAACCACAUCCGGCUAGGAAUCCCAGAGCUCAUCAUCCAAAUCCGGCAUCAUAAGCACACCAGAGUCUACGCAUUCUUCAUCACCGCUACGUAUGAAAAUCUGCUGCGAGGUGCAGAGGAGAUGGGCCUGAGGAAGGGGGUGAAGCCAGAGUUUGGUGGAGGAGCACGGAGCUUCUCCUGUGAAGAGGAUUACAUCUACGAGAACAUUGAGAGUGAGCUGUGUUUCUUCACUUCACAGGAAAGACAAACCAUCAUCAAAUACUGGAUGGACAAUCUACGUGCCAAGCAGGGCGAGGUCCUUCAUAAUAUCAUCUUCCUGGAGGGCCAGCCAAUCAUUCCAGAGCUGAGAGCCAGAGGAGUGAUCCAGCAGAUCUUUCCUCUCCAUGAGCAGAGGAUCCUUAACCAGCUGAUGAAGUCCUGGGUCCAGGCGGUCUGCGAGAAGCAGCCGCUAGAUGACAUCUGUGACUACUUUGGGGUGAAGAUUGCGAUGUAUUUUGCCUGGCUGGGUUUUUACACCACCUCCAUGUUGUAUCCUGCUGUGAUCGGCUUUGUGCUGUGGAUGCUCACAGAGUCGGAUCAGACGAGCCGUGACAUCUGCUGCGUGGUGUUUGCGCUGUUCAAUGUGGUGUGGGCCACUCUGUUCCUGGAGCGGUGGAAGAGGAGGGGAGCCGAGCUGGCGUACAAAUGGGGAACGCUGGACACGCCCUCCAAAUCACUGGAGGAACCGCGGCCUCAGUUUCGGGGAGUGAAGCGCUGCAGCCCCAUAACGGGAUGUGAGGAGUUUUACUACCCGCCGUGGCGCAGGCGGGUGUUCAGGUGGCUGGUCAGCCUGCCCAUCUGUAUCCUCUGCCUCUGCUUCGUCUUCCUCGUCAUGCUUAUUUGCUUUGAGCUGCAGGAGUUUGUGAUGGGGAUCAAGGAAAUGCCACGGCUGGCUCGCUUUAUCCCUAAAAUCAUGCUUGCUAUCACUGUGAGUGCAUGUGACGAGGUGUACAGGAAAAUCGCCUGCUGGCUCAACGACAUGGAAAACUACAGACUCCAGAGUGCCUAUGAGAAAAAUCUCAUCAUCAAAAUGGUUCUUUUUCAGUUUGUAAAUUCUUAUCUCAGCCUUUUUUACAUUGGAUUCUACCUCAAAGACAUGGAGCGUCUGAAGGAGAUGUUGGCCACUCUGCUCAUCAUCCGCCAGUUCCUUCAGAACGUGAAGGAGGUUCUGCAGCCUUACCUGUACGAGCGCCACAAGCUGGGGGAGCUGUCGCUGAGAGCCGUGUGGGACCUGCUGCUCUCCGUCUUGCUCAAAUACGCCCGGCUGGCGGCCGGGAAGGUCCAGGCCUCGCCAACGGACCCGACCGUGCCUGGACCCGGACUGAGGGGCACACGACCUGGAGUGGGGAAUCCAGAACGAAGGGAGAAGAAGUGUUUGAACGGCGGCUGUGGAGUGCCUGACGAGGAGGAGGGAGGAGAGCGGGACGAGGCUGACAGCGGGAGGUUCAGCGAAGGAGAGACAGAGGAGGAGAACGUGAUAGACUGCGGCCUGAAGCUGAGGAAAGUCAGCUUUAUAGAGAAGGUGGACAGAAGGCCGGCCUGUGGAGGAGUCCCCAUGGAAAACAGCUUCCUGGAGGAAGGGAGCCCCACCAUGGUGGAGAAAGGAAUGGACCCAGCCUCUGUGUUUGAAAUGUGCGAUGACGACGAUGAUAAUGGAAUCCAUGAUGUGAAGGACCCGGGAGGGGGAAGCGCCGAGGGGCUCAGUGCUGCUGCUGCAGCCACUGCAGGCAGCGCCGCCCCGCUGCCGUCUGCCUCAGAUGGCGCCGCGUCGCUGCGUCACAGAAGAAGAGGCCAGAGUGUGGAGAGGACAGAGCCUAAAACCAAACGGGAGUCAUGGAUGGAUCCUCCAGAGGAGAGAGAACGCACAACGCUGACUCAGGCUGAGAUGGAGAGCUGCAUGCAGACCUACGCUGACACCUUCCAGGAUUACCAGGAGAUGUUUGUCCAGUUUGGCUACGUGGUUCUCUUCUCCUCUGCCUUUCCUCUGGCUGCCAUGUGUGCACUCAUCAACAACAUCAUCGAGAUCCGCAGCGAUGCCUUUAAGCUGUGCACCGGGCUGCAGAGGCCGUUCGGACUCCGAGUGGAGAGCAUUGGCCAGUGGCAGACGGCGAUGGAAGCCAUGGGCCUGAUUGCCAUCAUAGUGAACUGUUACCUGAUUGGUCAGUGCGGUCAGCUGCAGCGGCUCUUCCCGUGGCUCAGUCCGGAGAUGGCCAUCAUCUCUAUUGUCAUCCUGGAGCACUUUGCGAUUCUCUUGAAGUAUGUCAUCCAUGUGGCCAUUCCUGACAUUCCUACAUGGGUCAAGGAGGAGAUGGCGAAACUGGACUACCAGCGAAGGGAGGCUUUUAAGAAGCAUGAGCGGCAGGCGCAGCAGCAUUACCAGCAGCUGCAGAGGAGGAAGAGGGAGGAAGAGGAGCGGCAGAGGCAGGCGGAGCAUAUGGCUCGCAGGGAGAGGGAGCGGGAUGACAACAAAGGUGACUCGUCUGGGGAUCACCACCACGACAAAAAUCACGGGAGCAAAUCUCGCUCCGGCGGCGGCGGAGGAGGAGGAGGGGCCAGCGGUUCUGACAAACCCAAGAGGCCCAGCUCCCUGCUGGCCAACAACAAUGUGAUGAAGCUGAAGCAGAUCAUCCCGCUGCAGAGUAAGUUCUCCUCCAGCGGCGCGCGCUCCCCGCAGUCGCCCACCGGCAGCGAGCCCAAACUCCCCGGGUUCCUCAGCUUCAAGUUCCUCAAGUCACCCGAGAACAAGAAGGAGGGAGCCGCCGCCGCCGCCGCAUCUGCUGCAGCCAGCACCAACACAGCCGCAGCAGCAUCAUCAUCAUCCUCAUCAUCAUCAGGUAGCAGCUCUCAGGAGCGUUCUCAGUCACCCAGUAAGGCCUUCAACCCUGGAAAACUGUUUAACUUUGGAAAAUCCGAAGGGGGAGCGUGUGUGAACGGGGCUCCGCCGCCCAGACCCGGAGACGGGUCGUCAUCGGAAAGACAAACCUCCCGCUCCGACUUGAACGGUGUUCCCGACGAGAUCCCUUCUCCUCCGGGGGAGGGAUCCGAGAACGGACAUGCUGCAGACUUGGACCCGGCCAGUUCGAAAAUCUAGCAGCUCCGGAGGAGGAAAACUACAUAUCAGCCGGAGUUGAUGUGCUUUACUGUGAGAAAAGGCCCGAAAAGUUCCUGUUUGUGUGGAGGGAAGCAAACAGGAAAAGAUGAAUCGGAUGGAAGAUGACUGUUGUUCCGGUCUGCUUUCUUGCAGAGAGACAAAAAUAAUCUGGCUUUGUACGACAGACGCAAGCCCUUCUGUCAUGACCGACUAAAACACAUUCACUCAAAUUCUUCCUUGUCUGCAAUACGUAAAGAAAUGCAUGAGCUGCGUUUCGACUAUUUUAAGCCUUUAAAACAGAAAGCUAUGUUUCCUGAUUUCCUUUAGUCAGAAAUUGUAAGCAUCUUGGUGGCCUCACGUGAAAAAAAUGAACAAAUAAAAAAGCCAGUUGUGAAAGGAUAGGGGUUAAAAACAAACAUGGAACGAUUUCCAGACUUCAUCCUUCCCAACACAAGUAAAUAUUUUAUCUUUCUUUUUUUUAUUGUAAUGAAUUUUUUGGGCCCUUCUCUUUUGUAACGAAGCAGAUAAAUGGAAAAGCAAUAUCAGUCAGUGUUUUAAUGAUUCUCAGCAGUCGCAGCAUAAAUCACCAGCUUUAUUUUGAAAGCAGAGGUGACGUCUGAGCGUUUAGUUCCCUUCCCUUUCUGUAACAGAUUUUAAAAAAUCACAAAGUAAAGAGCUUUGUAAGUCAAAUUACCCGUACCGACAUUUUUCCCAGGAGAAAUUUAGAGGCAGUGGCUGAAGGUGAUGUUUGGGAAAGUGGAGCAUGGAUGAUGCCUGUAGCGAACCGGGUAAACACAGAUGGCACUCCGUUCCACACACUCCAGACGAGGCAAAAUGAGUCCAGAGGUAAAGAGGAGAAAGUUGCACUAAACCCCAACAAGAAGCUUGAUUCCAGCGUGAUUCACUACAGUAUGUUACACAAAAACGUUUCUCUUUUUAGUAUCUACUGCUCCCUCCACACUUGUUCUCUCCUGCUGUGAUGAAGCUUUGAAAUGAAUGAAUCGUUUCCUAAAGCUGAAUAAUCCCUCAGUAAAAGUUAUAGAAAAAACCCAAAUCUUAGAUAUCCCCUAUUAAGAAAACGUUUUCAUCUCCUCAGCGCCCCCUGCAGGCUUUCAGUAGCUCUUACCUCGUCCUCUGACUGACACAUUCAGUUCCCUGCAGAAAUCACAAAAUGUUUGUUGUAUUUUAAUGUUCAUGAUACAAUUUAGCAAAGUUCACAAGGCUAUUAGAUGUAAGACGGACCCCCAGCAUCACAGGUCCUCCACUGUACCAAACAGUAUUCAUUCUUUGUUUCAAGAACUAGAAUGUUUGCUGCUAAAAAGGCUAAAAAGACAAGAAAGGUAUUUCCUUUUCCUCCAUAAUUUCUGUUCUUAGACUUGACGAUCGUAAGAUGCAGUUUUUUAAAUGAGCUCUAGAGAUUUUUUAUUAUUAUUUUUGCCUUCAUUCCCUUUGUCCUCACUUUGAACAGUGGCAAGAUUAACUUGGAUCCUCCACCUGCCCCUUUGGCUAAGAGAAAACGACCUGUGUCACACCAUAUUAAUACCCCAGGGAAACAAAAGUCCAAAACCAAAAACAUUAAAAACUACAAAGUGGAACUCAUUAAUAUUUUAUUACUAAUGUCUAUAAGUUAGAUUUUAGUAUUUUUCUCAGUAAAUUACUGCAAUAAAAGAUAAAUGUAUGUAUUUCAAGGCUUUUUUUUUUAACGCAGUGCCAAUAAGUGUGGAGGGAGAUGUUUUAUCUCUGCUCUUAGCAGUUCUGAUUGUUAAACACUGACCAUGCAUUUUGUUUUUACAGUACAGUACCAGUUUUUUCCAUUGACUUUUCCAACUACAUGUAAUAUUUUUCAAUUUAUGGUUUUUAAUUUGAGAUGUACAGUAUUCUACAGCAGAUUUAGACGCUAACGAGAGAAAGAAGAAAAUUGUUAAAACAAAAAAGUAAAGAUGUAUUCCCUGAACUUGUUGGAGUGUUAUGCCUCAGUUGGUUUAGUUGGUAUUUUAUUUUGUUUACAGAACCCUAAAAUUUGAAAGGAGGCUUUUAAGAAAGCUUUUGCACAGUGCUCUAUUAUCAUUUAACCUGCUCAGUUAACUUUAUGUAAACUCAUCAUCAUGCAAACAGUAAGUCAUUAUUUCAUGGUUUCCAGAAGGUGGUGCAAGCUUAUAAAAAUAAACAUUUACCCAUAAAACCAUUCUGUGGGCAUCAGGAUGCAGCAGCAGCACAGGUUUAGAUGGAAAAGCUUGGUGGAGUCAUUACACUGUAAAACACACAUUUCACAUGUUUCAAAGGCCACUGAACUGUCCUGUGGGUUAACAGAUGGAAACAUUAACUAUGCAUUUACACACUUUCACCUCCAACAAGGACUUUGGCAAUAACACUGAGUGGAAGCAGAUACUGUAGAUCGACAUGGAGCAGCACAUCUAUCUCCGCCUUUCUUCACUUCUCUUUUCUUUAUUUAUGGAGAAUCUUCACUGAAUCUGUUGAAUUAAUGUGUUUUAUUGUUGCCUCUGCCUUGUCAGACCAGUUUGAAAUGAGUAAAUAAAAAAAGAUUUAAUGCAAUACAGAAAAAAAAACCACACAAGAGGGUAAACCAUGUUGCAGCAUCAGUACUAUAAGCGUGUUCUUUAACUUCUCUGGAAGCUGUUCAUUAUAAAUGUAAAAUAGGAAUUCCCGGGAUGAGAGGAACAUAUUCUGUCUUUGUGUGUGUCGUUAAAAGGCUGGGAUGUGAAUUAUUAAAGAGAGUCGGUGCAACAACAUAAACAAGACGUAGAUGUUACAAUGUAGCUGAGCUCAGUCUUAUUUAAAAAAACCCUCCCAGUUUGCUGCAUUUGGAUUUCAGGGAUGAAGAACAGCACGAUGCAUUCGAGUCCCUUCGUCAUCAUCAUCUGUACACGUGUUUUGGCAGAAGGCUGGGAUCGGGCUGUUUGCUGAAGCUGUCAAGUUUUUAUGUACAGUUCCACCUUUUCCCGUUCAAGCAACAAAUAUCAAAAUAAUUUCUCUUCAUCAUAAAUUAAAGGCAGCUGGAAAUUUAGAACAGAUGAGGGAUUUUGAUAAGCCUGAGUCGCAGAAGCUGGCUUUGAUCGGGUCGAGCUCUGACGUCCCUCACAGGAAGCCUCUUCCUCUUUAACAGGAAAUCAGUGCGAUUGGGCCGAGUGGAUUUAUCAAAUGCGUCACGUUCUGGGAUUUGAGUCGGAUGUGAACGGGUCAGGUUCUCAACGCAGCUUCAUUAAAACCCGACCCUAACCUCAAAAAUCAGAUGUUUCAUCGCAGCCUCACUGACACGACAUCAAACGCUCUUCCAAUGUACAAAAGA
This is a messenger RNA of Poecilia latipinna (sailfin molly), 6982 nucleotides long. It is a transcript of the gene ano8b, whose product is annotated as anoctamin 8b. Lineage: Eukaryota; Metazoa; Chordata; Actinopteri; Cyprinodontiformes; Poeciliidae. Gene Ontology annotation, biological process: chloride transmembrane transport. The coding region runs from base 241 to 3675 and encodes 1144 amino acids. Gene Ontology annotation, molecular function: chloride channel activity. Gene Ontology annotation, cellular component: plasma membrane. The record is from RefSeq and is a predicted model, not a curated record. The transcript has 19 exons.